Molecule: messenger RNA, 956 nt
Organism: Megalopta genalis
Lineage: Eukaryota; Metazoa; Arthropoda; Insecta; Hymenoptera; Halictidae
Source: RefSeq, a predicted model, not a curated record
AUAUAUGUACAUACGUGCUUACGCUAGUGCACGCUACUUCACACUAGGGCUAGGUACUGUGUAUUUCAGCACAUUCAGUGUUUAGUUGAAAACAGUUCACUUCAUACUAUAUAUAACGAGAUUGUUAAGUAAUAAGCACAUCAAUCCUCAUAUUUAAAUUGUAGUGAAGACGGUUAACUCGUGGACAUUGCAGAAGCAUAAAAGUUUUUCGAUGUAUAUAUAAAUUGAUAAAUUUUUACAAUCUAAUUUUUAAACAACUUAAUAUAUUUAAUUUUAUUUCUAAGAAUAUAAAAAACGUGAUAUUUGAAGAACGAUUAGGAUAAGACGUGAUUUCAUGAACUUGAUUUUUCGCAUAUGUGUAUGCAAACACAACACACCAGAUAAGAAGACGGAUUUGAAUUUUCGCGAGAAAUAUGUCACAUCCUAUAGACUACAUUGAUUUAACAAUAGAUUCUCCAGUGAAUAAUGCCCUACGUACAAGAAAUAUAAAUAUUGACGAUAAAUCCGGUAAGAGAAGGAUAAGAAAAUCACAGAGAAACCAUAUAAUGCGUCAAGAUUCAGUUAUACAAGUUCCAGUUGACAAUCCACCGAAUAAUACACAAUCAGAGGAGAUAAUAGACUUAGAUAAAAUCAAAUCAACUGAUGAAAAUAUUGGAAUUCGUAAUAAUAGCAAAUGUGAAGAAAGAAAAGUUCUAGCUGCAUUAUCUUGUCCAAUAUGUUACGAAGACUUAUCUUCUGAUAACAGACCAAUGUCUACUCCUUGUGGACAUAUAUUCUGCCAAAAUUGUUUGACACAAGCUAUACAAAUAUCAAAGCGUUGUCCAAUAUGUAAGAAACUUGUAAAACUUCAAAGAUGUACUCGUUUACAUUUUUAAUUGAGUAAUUUCUAACCUUAUAACUUCUUUGAUUGAUUGUACUUUUCUGUUCAAUCUUCUAAUAAGAUAAUUUUCUAUUCA